Sceloporus undulatus (fence lizard) is the source of this 6768-nucleotide messenger RNA. Its product is annotated as sodium- and chloride-dependent betaine transporter-like. The transcript is spliced from 15 exons. Gene Ontology annotation, biological process: sodium ion transmembrane transport. Lineage: Eukaryota; Metazoa; Chordata; Lepidosauria; Squamata; Phrynosomatidae. Gene Ontology annotation, cellular component: membrane. The coding region runs from base 35 to 1948 and encodes 637 amino acids. The record is from RefSeq and is a predicted model, not a curated record.
CUCUGUUCUCUGUCACAUUUCAUGCUGCAGAACUAUGGAAAGCAGAGGAACAUGGGAUACAGAACCCAAUGGGAGCAUGAUUGUACCAGAGGUAGAAGAAGAGGAUGAGCUACAGGACAGGGGCCAGUGGACCAACAAAGUGGAGUUUGUAUUAUCUGUUGCUGGGGAGAUAAUUGGUCUGGGAAAUGUUUGGAGGUUCCCUUACCUUUGUUACAAGAAUGGAGGUGGUGCCUUCUUCAUCCCUUACCUCAUCUUCCUCUUUACCUGUGGGAUUCCUGUCUUCCUCUUAGAGACAGCACUUGGGCAAUAUACCAGUCAAGGGGGAAUCACUGCCUGGAGAAAGAUCUGUCCUAUCUUUGAAGGAAUUGGAUAUGCUUCACAAGUCAUCGAAUUGUACCUGAAUAUUUACUACAUUGUCAUUUUGGCUUGGGCCCUGUUUUACCUAUUUAACUCCUUCACUGCUGUUCUCCCUUGGGCCAGCUGCAAUAAUCCCUGGAAUUCAGAGCACUGUAAGGACUUUCUGAUCAACUCCAGUUGGACAAAUGGGACUCAGCCAGCUAACGCCACCUCACCAGUCAUCGAGUUCUGGGAGAGGCGAGCCUUGAAAAUAACGGAUGGCAUACAUAAUCUGGGCACUGUGCGGUGGGAGCUGGCACUGUGCCUCUUGCUUGCCUGGAUCAUCUGUUACUUCUGCAUCUGGAAAGGAGUCAAGUCCACUGGCAAAGUAGUCUACUUCACUGCCACAUUCCCCUAUGUGAUGCUAACUGUCUUGCUGAUUCGAGGUGUCACCCUGCCUGGUGCCAUAGAAGGGAUUAUCUUCUACCUGAAGCCAGACAUCUCUAGACUGACAGAUCCCCAAGUAUGGAUGGAUGCAGGUACCCAGAUUUUCUUUUCUUAUGCCAUUUGCCAAGGAUGCCUGACAGCCUUGGGCAGCUACAAUAAGUACAACAACAAUUGCUAUAGGGAUUGCUUUAUGCUCUGCUUCCUGAAUAGUGCUACCAGCUUUGUGGCUGGCUUUGCCAUUUUCUCUGUAUUGGGCUUCAUGGCACAAGAACAGGGCGUCCCCAUCUCUGCAGUGGCUGAAUCAGGUCCUGGCCUAGCAUUCAUCGCCUACCCAAAGGCUGUAACCAUGAUGCCUGUGUCUCAGCUGUGGUCCUGUUUGUUCUUCCUUAUGCUGAUCUUCUUGGGGCUGGACAGUCAAUUUGUCUGUGUUGAGAGCUUGGUAACAGCCAUCGUGGACCUGUUCCCAGGAGUCUUCCGUAAGAAAGGGCGGCGUGAGCUGCUGAUCCUGGGCAUAGCAGUGAUCUGCUACCUGCUUGGCUUGUUUCUGGUCACUGAGGGUGGAAUGUAUAUCUUCCAGCUGUUUGAUUAUUAUGCAGCUAGUGGCACAUGCCUUCUCUAUCUUGCUGUCUUUGAAGUAAUCUGCGUUGGAUGGGUUUAUGGAGCGGAUCGUUUUUAUGACAACAUUGAAGAUAUGAUUGGCUACCGGCCAUGGCCCCUAGUUAAAUUCUGCUGGCUUUUCUUAACACCUGCGGUUUGUCUGGCAACCUUCCUGUUUUCACUCAUUAGAUACACACCACUAAGAUAUAACAACGUAUAUGAGUAUCCAUCAUGGGGUAUUGCUGUGGGCUGGCUGAUGGCACUGUCCUCUAUGAUCUGCAUUCCAUUCUACGUCAUCUUCAUCCUCUUGAAAACCAGAGGUUCAUUCAAACAGGUCAGCCAUCAAAGCCUCUAUCAAUUCAUCUCGGUUGCACAAGCUCACUGCUGCAGCAGAGGACUUACCCCAACCAAAGAAGCACCAGAUUGCCUUCUCUGGACUGCACCCACAUUCAGCCAGGGAAGUGCUCAUCACAACGGAGAAAGAAACCAACUUCUAGAAAUCAAUGGGAAUUACAACUUUACAGCCCAGAAAGGUCCCUCCUUUCUGGGCACAUCUGUUUACAUCUAGGAUAAGAUAUUUCUCAGGCCUUCCCUACCUAUCAGAAGCUAGAUCACUUAAGAUGGUAACAUCUUCUCUUCAUACUUUAUGUAACAGCUGAUUAGAUUGGCUGGAGCAGGUCCAACAUUGGGUUUUCAGAGCUAAACUAAAAGUUCUCAGUAGACAGUUUUUGGAAAUCAUUUCUCAGCUUUUCUGAGAAAUUCUUUUCUCAGUCCCCACCCCAUCCUAGAAACAAAGGGAGAUGACUGCAGAAUCUUCUCUAAAUACUGUCCAACAUUUAUUAUUGUAAUUGUGACUGCCCUCAGAUUCCAGCUCCCUCCCUCACUGAAUUUCUUCAGAACGGUGGAGGAUGCCAAAUGGUGGCUGAGCUAACAACAAAAUUGCUGAUGUUGCUGUCACUUGCAGCAGUAAUGAAAGACUGGGGGGAGGGGUACAACUAUGGAAAAAACCCAAGUUAUGCUACUACCAGUGAUGUAGUGGAGCCAGGGCUCAAAGACUCAAAGCCUUGGGACUUUCUGUUUAGUGGUGACUCUGGUAUCAUAUGUUAACCCCCUUGGGCAACGCUGUUUGAUCUGAGUUUGGCUGCAACCCCCACAAUUUGUUAUUAAUUGCCUUCAAGUUGACUUCAACCUAUGAUGACCCUAUGAAUGAGAGACCUCCAAAUCACCCUACCCUCAACCACCUUGCUCAGCUUUUGCAGAUUCAUGGCUGUGGCUUCUCUGAUUGAAUCUAUCCAUCUGGUAUGCAAUUUUCCUCUUUUCCCAUUAUCCUUAGAUUUACUAAGCAUUAAUCUUUUCUAGUGAGUCCUUUCUUCUCAUGAUAUGGCCAAACCAUGACAACCUACGUUUAGUCUUCUAGGCUUGAUUUGCUCUAGGACCCAUUUAUUGAUCUUUUUGUCAGUCCACAAUAUUCAUAGAACUCUUCCCCAGUAUGACAAGAGUUGAGCUGAUUUUCUUCCUAGCAGCUUUUUUCACUCUCCAGCUUUCCCAAGCAUACAUAUAUAGGAGGUAAAAUGGAUUUUCCUAGCACUGUUGUUCUGUUGUGAGUCAUUUUAAUCUAAAUUGUUUUAAGGUGGUUUGAUGUUGAAUCACAAAACUUGUUACAGUUGUAAACUGCUUAGGCACUGUUAGUUCAGUAUGAAGUGGUAUAUAAAUGAAGCUGUUUCUUUGUUAGGUUUACAAAAGAUCUGUUUCUUGUGAGAUGGAAAUUGCUAUAAAUAUUACAGAUAGGUGUGUAGGUAGGUGGAUAGGUAGAUAGAUCAAUAUAAUUGCCUGCAUUUCUGCACUCUUUAUGAGCUUGUCACUGUAGGCACUGUCAUGAUCAGGACCUGUAGUUUAGUUUGGUAUUAUGUCACUGGCUUGAUAAUGGUGAGUCCUAUACCAGAGAGAGAGAGGUGAGGGGGUGUAGUGACUUGAGGGUUGGACUGUGACACAGGAGACAAAGGUUUGAAUCCCUGCUCAGCCAUGGAAGCACACUAAGUGACCUCAGGAGUGGUGGAGUUUCCCCCUUUGGAGGUUUUCAAACAAAGGCUGGAUGGCAAUAAGUCAGGGGUGCUUUGCUUGUGUAUUCCUGCAUGGCAGGGGAUAGGUUUGAAUGGCCCUUGGGGUAUCUUCUAACUGUGGCCUGGGAGAGAUGGGCCAAAAGGUGUGUAGCAGCGCUGAUACUAGGAGUCAGGAGUGCGCAUUACCUGCAUGCUCCCAAACCCUACAGUGUAUCAGUGGCAGCAUCAUGGCAACAUCUCAUCCACACAGGUCCCAUCAUUUUGAUGUAAAGGACACAUUCAUGAUGUGCCAGUGCCAUUGCAAAAAGAACCCGGGCUUUCUGGGUUCUUUUUGGAGCGGAGGGGCGCUGGGCAGUUUGGCUGCUGUGGUGUCCCUCCACUGCCAAACAGGCUGCUGCCACCCUGCCCUUUCCCGGAGGUAUGUACCGGGCCUAUGAUUCUUCCUCUUUCAAUCUAAGAGGAAGGCCAAAAAAAAAAAAAAAACAAAACAAAAACAAAAACAAAAAAAGCCCCUCAGAACAAAUCUUGCUAAGAAAACUCCAUGAUAGAAUUUCUUUAGGGUCACCAUAAGUCAGAAACAUCUUGAAUGAACACAACAAGAACUCAAAUACUAAAACAAAACAAAACCCACAUAAAAAAAGUUUGGAGAUUUUUCUCUCUCUCUCUUGAAAUAAGUUUCCAAGAAUGGCCUCCCCUCCACACCUAGACAUAGUUUCUCUGACAACAAAUAAGGUGAGGAAUUUUAACAUGAUAUAUUUACUCAGGUCUUAUUGUUUUGACAACAGUAGACAGCCAUUAUGGAACUAUAAUACUGUACAAGGAGAGUUCACAGCUCAGAGGCUACCAGGGAUUAAACCUGUGACUUCUACAUGCUAUACAAGUAUUCUGUCACUGAACUAUAUACUUACCUUUAUUUUUAGAGCCACUUUAGCAUCAUAAUGCAUUAACAAAAGACUGUAUUAAAGCUGACCAACCCAAGGCCCCUUUUGUUUCCUUAAAUCUUCAUCCACUGCCCCCUCCUGUCUUUUGCAACACAUUUCAAACUUUUUGGAGGGCUGAAUCUUGGUUUUCAGGUUUCAGGUGAACAAGUGGGGCAAAAUUAGCCAAUUCAACCGAAUUUGCAUAAUCUUAAAAUGCGUACUCCCUUGGCAAAUUUGGUGGGCUACUUUAAAAAAAAACCUGAAAAAAGUUUGCAUAGAUCUGCUACAGGUGAGGAUUUUUGUUUUGCUUUUAAAGUUCUAACAAUUCCUGUUUGGACUUCAAAAUCAGUGCUGAUCACUCAGCCUCUCCCAUUACACAAUGGCCUGGAGGAGAAGAAGGUGAUAAAUUGGAAGCAAGAUGAGUUUGUCAGAAAAAGAACAUGUCAAAACCACUUAAAAUCUUUUUUUCUUUGAAACGAGACUAGUCUAGAAAGGCUGACAGUGUUUCAGCUUGAAUAUACCUCAUUUGAUACAGCUCCAUGUGACAUCCUUGAAUUGUUGGGAAACUAAAGAAAUGAGAAUUGAACAGAACUGCUGUAAAAUGAAAUGCCAAAACUUCAUUAGGGCAUGUCAGGACCAUGGAAGAUAUAGCAAAGCUGAAGUUUCACCAGAUGCUAACUUAGCAUUUGUAACAAAAACCAUGGUUUAUGGUUUGUGACACCAAAGUAAGAAGUAGAAACAAAAUACAUGUCUGGACAAGAAUAAUAAAUACUGUACAUAAGGACCUCAUUUUCCUUUCUGUUUCUCUCAUAACUGCUCACCCUUCUUCAAGGUCAGUUUCAGUUUGAAAACAUUACUUUUUUGGACUACAACCACCAGAAUCUCCUAACUAGGCUGGUAGAAGGAUUUGGGGAGUUGUAAAAAGAGCCCCAGAACAACACUUUGCUUGUGGGGACAUUGUAGGAACUAUAAAAAUGAUUGGUCAAAGCUGCCUGCUUCUAUCAAAGGUAAGCCCAUGGAUGAAAGAAGCACCAAUGUCGAAUGGGGCCACCAGAGGGAGCUUUCAUGGCACGAAACAGACACAACUGAGCCUUGCUCUGACCCAGUAGGGUAGCAAAACAUUUCCAUUCUUUUUACCUGGCAGAAGACUCGCUGAACAGUCAUAGGAUUUACUUCUAGACAUUUGGGGCAUGCACCUGUCAUAAUCUUGAGCUCCCAGGUCCUUCCACCAGAGGGUUGGACAACAUCUGUCUCUCUGGAUGUUCUUAGACCAAUGUUCCCAUCAGAUGAGGCUGGCAUAGGCAAAUCCUGAAGGAUGAUGGGAGUUCCAGUCCAAUGCAGUGUUCAGGGUCCCAAGCUGCCCACCUGUUCUCUCAGAAAGAGGAAAAUGUCCCUAAUUUUAAGGAACCAUAACCCUAUUCAAGGAGUGGGUACCAAUGGGUACCAAAGAUGUAAAAGGGCGAAUGAAAUGUGCAAGGCGGUAUAAGUGCUGAUCAUGUUACCCAGCUAAGAUGUGAUUCAUUCUGUUUGAAGGGAAACCCUUUCUACAUAUGACGUGUUUCCAACAUGGAUAUAGGAACCUGUGUGUACAUAGAAAAUGUCCCUCUUUUGACUGUUCACUAUCAGGGGAGCAGAGAUAGCCCCACAUAUUACUGUGUGCCAUUUCACAUAUUGCAGGUGAACUCUGGAAGGAGACUCAUCAGGGAAUACAAACCUUCAUAGAGGUUAAUCACACUUUUGUUUACAGUCUUGUGUACAGAAGAUCUAUCUAGGACUGCCAACUUUUUUCCAAGUAGCUCUGUUCCUGUGCUUUUCAUAGCAGCCUUAUACCCAGAAAUUGUUCAGGCAAAGCUGUUCCUCAUCCAUUUGGGUAAAUUCGUUCAUGUUAAUGCCUCCCUUGAGGAAUAUAAAUCAACCAAGGAGUUUGGGAUUGGGGCCAUUUAAAUAAUAAAUAAAUAAAAUCUUUAUUUCUAUACCCCUUUUCCAUUUAGGUCAAAAUUCACAAGAAAUUUUUUCCAGCCCACCACAUUUGGGGAAAUUACUGUAGUCAUGUACACAGACCCUGUUCGAAUCGUGUACAGACAGCAUCAGUAGGAAUACCUUUGUUUUUAACAGUGGCUCUAGAUUCACUCAUGUGGGAAUUGAUGGUGGCUGCUGUGAAAAGUGUUUUUUUACAACUGAAAACUGAAAAAACAAACAAACCUUCCUUUUCUAAAUGUCUCAAAGUGAGGAUGUUCAUGAACAUUAAAAAAAGUUGGCAGCACCAAUUGAUUUCCAAAAUAUACUGAAUUUUUCAUAGAUAUAUGUAUAUAUGUAUAUAUAUGAAACAUGUAUGUUAUAGAUUAUCUGUUUCAUAAAGCUUUGUGCUUAAAAUAUAUUCAAUAAUAAACACAUUUCUUUAAUAACAA